Molecule: messenger RNA, 2591 nt
Organism: Drosophila gunungcola (fruit fly)
Lineage: Eukaryota; Metazoa; Arthropoda; Insecta; Diptera; Drosophilidae
Gene: 14-3-3epsilon
Product: 14-3-3 protein epsilon
Exons: 4
Coding region: 163-951 (262 amino acids)
Biological process (GO): signal transduction
Cellular component (GO): cytoplasm
Source: RefSeq, a predicted model, not a curated record
UUUACCAGCCACCCCACACGGUCACACCGCUCGAGAAGUAGAGAAAAAAAGAAGGCGACGAAUCAAAAGCAGCAAGCAGCAAGCAAAAUCGACGCCGCACGUACCGGGAGCAUUUAAAUAAUUUUUUCUGUGGAUUAAUUUAACCGAAAAGGCUUCAACACAAUGACUGAGCGCGAGAACAAUGUGUACAAGGCAAAGCUGGCCGAACAGGCCGAGCGCUACGACGAAAUGGUGGAGGCCAUGAAGAAGGUCGCCUCCAUGGACGUCGAACUGACCGUCGAGGAGCGAAACCUGCUGUCGGUGGCGUACAAGAAUGUGAUUGGAGCACGCCGAGCCUCGUGGCGCAUCAUCACCUCGAUCGAACAGAAGGAGGAGAACAAGGGGGCCGAAGAGAAACUGGAGAUGAUCAAAACCUACCGGGGUCAGGUGGAGAAGGAGCUGCGCGACAUCUGCUCGGAUAUACUGAACGUGCUCGAGAAACAUCUCAUUCCAUGCGCCACAUCCGGCGAAAGCAAAGUAUUCUACUAUAAGAUGAAGGGCGACUACCAUCGCUACCUGGCAGAGUUCGCCACCGGCUCGGAUCGUAAGGAUGCGGCGGAGAACUCGCUAAUUGCCUACAAGGCGGCCAGCGAUAUAGCCAUGAACGAUCUGCCCCCAACACACCCUAUUCGCUUGGGCUUGGCAUUGAACUUUUCGGUGUUCUACUAUGAGAUACUCAACUCGCCGGACCGCGCUUGCCGAUUGGCGAAAGCCGCUUUCGAUGAUGCCAUUGCCGAGUUGGAUACGCUGAGUGAAGAAAGCUACAAAGACUCGACACUCAUUAUGCAGCUGCUGCGGGACAACCUCACAUUGUGGACGUCCGAUAUGCAGGCAGAAGAAGUAGACCCCAACGCAGGUGAUGGCGAGCCCAAAGCAGAAAUCCAGGAUGUUGAGGAUCAGGAUGUGUCGUAAUUUAAGUAAACCCCCGCCCUUCCAUUUAAAACACAUUAUAUACCUUCUAAAGUAAAUAUAAUACCAUAUAAUAUAUAUGCAUACAACAACAACAAGAACACGACAAGAACAUCAACAGCAACAACACGGAACCAACACGGCAACAACAACAACAACAUCCGCAACCAACAACGAACGAAACAAUAGCAGACGAGGGUAAAAGAAGCAGCAGCAGCAACAAAAUAAACAACAAGCAAACCAGCAAGCAACAAUAUUUCAUCAACAAUAAACAUCAUGGAAAACAACAGCACAAAAACAGAAAAAAACCAAACAAAAUGUUUGAAAAUUGGGCGGCCUGGUGGGCGUGGCGUGGCUGUUGCUGCGGCAAGAAUAGCAACAAAGAAUUCGCGGCAUUUGUUUUUGUCGUCGUCUUGCGCCGUGGGUCCUGCAGAAAACUGCAACAUCAACUCUACUACAUUUGAAAUUUUUGCAUUCGACAAACAAAGCAUUAUAUUAUAUUUAAAUAAAUAUUAUAUUUAAUUAUGAGAAGCAAAAAACAAAAAUAAACUUCAUUUAAACCACAAAACAAACAAAAGAAAAGAACGAAAGCCACACACUUAACGAAAAUUGAGAAACAAUCAUAAUCACACCAGUAAAUUACAAAGCAAAUUUCAUCGAGUUGGCAUGCAUUAAUUUUUAACUUUAAAAACAACAGCAACACAUAAAAUACAACUUUAAUUUUAAGCCAAUAAAAAACGUGAGAACGAGGAAAUAAAAACGAAAACAAUUUAAUAAGCGCAAACGUAAAAGUAAAACAUAAAGUCGAAAAUGUAAGGAAAAAAUACAGCAAUUAAUUUAAAUUUAAUACAUAAAUAAAACGUAAAAGGAGUAAACGAAACGAAGUGAGCAAACAGAAUGAGAGACGCAAAUAAAGCUAAAAACUAUAUUAAAUGAGAAAAAGGAAUGUUAGUUAAGCGAAAUUCAAAACGAAUUCUUAAGCUUAAAUUUGUAUGUAUGUAAGUGUACUGUUCAAACACCGACACACUCGCACACACAUACUUUCGCCCACACGCACACAGACACCUAAAUUACGCAUACGAACCGUUUGUUUUCUCUUGACGUUUCCUUGCUCUCUCACUCUCACAUACGCACCCAUAUUGGUAAUUUUGCAUGGUCAAAUCCAAAAAAUCGAUCGCAAUAUAAUUGGUUGAUAUUUGUUUAUCGCUUUUCGUUUUGUGUUCUCCAUCGCAAUCGCAAAAAGUUUUCUCAUCAUCUCUUACCUUGCGCAAAACAGAAAACAUAUUAAUAAUAUAGAAAAGUAUUUGUAGUUGCUAAUACAAAAGAAAAAAAAACAAAAAAAAAAGAAAACAACGGUACAUAUAUAUAUUGUAUACAUAUAUACUUGUAUAUUUUGUAUGCCUACCACUUAUGUAAUUUGUAGAGAAUUCAAACUUAACCCCUGAAACGUGCCCCUCCAUUAAUCCAGAUCCCUUUCCAAAAUUUCCCCAGCAUUUAAACAGAAACCUGAAUCCCUGGACAGAAACCGAUACUUUAACCGACGAAAUAUCAUUUGAUUUAUCUUAAAUCGACUAAAAAGAAAAGCCCAAACAAGAACAUGAUCAACGGCAGCAUUAUCUGUAGCGUGUUUGCGUGAUUAGCGA